Molecule: messenger RNA, 6217 nt
Organism: Paramuricea clavata
Lineage: Eukaryota; Metazoa; Cnidaria; Anthozoa; Malacalcyonacea; Plexauridae
Source: the annotation of a GenBank genome assembly
GAAGUAUGUAUAAAUAACUGCGCCCUGCCCCUAUACUCAAACUAUUCCUUACCGCAGGACAGAGGUGGUCAGACUUGUUACCGUGCGUUGAAAAAUGAAGAUUUUUAGUUCUCAAUUGUUCGUCCUUGUUUUGCUGUACUGCUGCAUCGUAUCACUAGCAUCGAGGUAUGUAUUGCAUGGGCUUGUAGAAAAUCUCCACUGAAAUACCGCCAAUAUUGCGCUCAGUUUGGAAACCGUUGUUAAAUCAACAUUCCUGUUAUCCGCCGUACCGAUGUCGGGUGAACAUUGUCGCGAUCGUCAGUUUGUCGACUUGUUCGACGAAUUGUGGAACUAAAACGACAUUUAAUGAUUGAAAUGUGUUCUGCUGGCAGACAGUUCAAGGGCGUUCGUAUCGCCCUAUGAAGUCAAACGCACUACACUUCUUGCCAAGUUUGCAGUGGGUAAUAUUCAGUUUAGCCUCUGUGGUUUAGCAUUAAGCCCAGGAUGAGAGCACGCAGUCACGCAUUGGUAUGGGGGACAGAGAUUGACAAAAUAGAGGUUUAAUGAGUAUUCUAAUUACGUUUUAACUUCAAUAAAACACAUGAUAGUGUUGGGAAAGCAUUAAGAACAGCUAACCGAGAUUGCGUGACUGCCAAUUCUCAUGCAUUUUCAUCCUCGUUUGAUCAGGGCUUUAGAAUUAUGAAAUUGUGAAAAUGGAAGCAUGUGGAAGCUGGUAGGAAGUAGAAAUAGAUAAAAAAUGUUGUAAAGAUCCCACGAUAUCGUGUCCGAACUAAGGAAGUAAUCAAAUUUGUAAUUAAGGCCAUGUUACAAAAGGCAAUUCCCCUGCAAGUGGCGAUGCAAUUUCGGUUACAGAGCCAUGUUAUCUAAAAAAUAGUCUGUCGCACAGAAAUGCGAGCAUGCCCGCAUUCUACUCAGCCAACACUUUCUUUCCAUAACAUACUCCUAAGCAUAAGGGAUGAAAAUGAAGAAAAUAUAAUAGUAAUUACUGUGGAUAGCAUUUGGUCUUUUUAUUAAUAUCCGCGCCACGGCCAGCCAUUGUCGACAAGGCGGCUGUUUCAAUUUUUGACCAGGUCAAACUAAUCCUCAAUAAUCCUAACUGUUUUCUACUUUUAGGGCUCCACCUCCAGCACCUGGCUCGAAACUUCGGGCUCAACGAAAUUCACGAUUAGGUAGACAUAUACUUUCACAUUAUGUUACGUUAAUUAUUGAAAUAUAUUAGUUAAAUAUAUUAGCAUUGGGGGGAAAUAACACCUUUCGUCAAACACAAGUGCGAUGUUUUUAUACUACUUGAAGAAUAAGUGUUUUUUUAGUGGAACUGUCCAAUUUCCCCUACGCCCAAGAAAAUAUUAAGGCCAGGCCGGUCAAAUAAGGAUAAGAGUCAAUGAUAAUUGAUGAUUCUCCUUAUUACGUUUUCGUAGCGCUUUGCAUUGUGGUUAUAGUGGUAUCACUGAUAAAGAUAGUGGCCUCGAAUGAAAAUAUGGAAUGUUUUCGCGAAUAUUUUGCUGUAGGCUAUCGCGCACCUGACCCUAGCUUUUUUUAAAAGUUCUUGCACGGGUCAGGACAAAAAAUAAGCCACCUUGAAUAUCAGUGAUACCACUAUAACCACAAUGCAAAGCGCUACGAAAACGUAAUAAGGGGAAUCUAGUAUUGCAAUUCUCGCUCGCGUUUGACCGUCAAUUCCCAUCAACCCUCAUAUCCACUCUCGUCAACUCUCAUCAAUUUUGAGCUGGGUCAAAUUUUGAAGCGGUGAUGAGAAGUUUUGCUCGUGCCUGUGUUGCAGCCGUGAAGCCCUGGGAACAAAGAAGCUCGUUUGACAGGAACACGCGGGGAUGACACUGGAUAUGAAAUUUCUCGGAGUCCAAACUCUCGCUUGUCAACUCCCAUCAACUUUCAUCCUUGUCUGAUCUUGACCCCAUUACGAUUAAUAGUUCCAUAGCGCCAAUUUACAUGUAGGAUAUAUGAUCAAAUGCGCUUUACAUCGAGACAGAUAUCGAGUAUUACGCUUACCUAAUUACAUACUUAGUCUUAGCCUAGACUAUUUCAUCUAAAUAAUCAUCUUUACAACUAUUGUGAUAUUUUUAAAAAUGUUGGAAGCGAAACCAGGAUUCAUAAUUAAUUGUGUAAACGUUCUCUGGUUAAAAAGAUUUAUUUGUUACAAGCUUUCGACUGCCAGUCUGCAGUCUUCGACGGGUAGAUUAAUAAUGUGCUAGUGAUAUAAGAUAUGAUACAAAGUGAAUAGUGCUAUACAAAAGCGGUUUACAAUUAUAUUUACUGACACAAAAGACAAUUACUGAAAGUUCCGCCUACGUAAAAGAUUGGUGACUAAUUAUAUAUUGUGUAGAAUUUAAAGUUUUUUGAGCAAAAAGCGAUAUUGUUCUGGCAAAUGUUUUGCGUUGUUAUCAGCGUCUUUCGUGCAUGUAGUACGUGUGCCAAGACUCUAAUGUCGAUCUGUGUCGAUAGCUUCCCUUGUCAAUUACUUUUCCGUUUUUAAAAUCAAUUCUGUGGUCGUUUGCCCACGCACGGUUCGCGAUAUUAGAGCCACUCUUGCAUUUUUUCACGUUUCGUUCGUGCUCUUUUCUUCUUGUUAUAAAGGCCCUGCCUGUCUCGCCAACGUAACUCCACGAGCAAUCUGAACAAUUAAUUUGAUAGACUACGUUCGUCUGGUUCUCAGGUAGUGGUCGGUACGAAACCUCUCCGCACACUAGAACAAAUGUUUCCCUCAACAAAAGACCGACCACUACCUGAGAACCAGACGAACGUAGUCUAUCAGAUUAGUUGUUCAGAUUGCUCGUGGAGUUACGUUGGCGAGACAGGCAGGGCCUUUAUAACAAGAAGAAAAGAGCACGAACGAAACGUGAAAAAUGCAAGAGUGGCUCUAAUAUCGCGAACCAUGCGUGGGCAAACGACCACAGAAUUGAUUUUAAAAACGGGAAAAUAAUUGACAAGGGAAGUUAUCGACACAGAUCGACAUUAGAGUCUUGGUACACUGCACGCACGAAAGACGCUGAUAACAACUCAAAACAUUUGCCAGAACAAUAUCGCUUUUUGCUCAAAAAACUUUAAAUUCUACACAAUAUAUAAUUAGUCACCAAUCUUUUACGUAGGCGGAACUGUCAGUAAUUGUCUUUUGUGUCAGUAAAUGUAAUUGUAAACCGCUUUUGUAUAGCACUAUUCAGGGUCUUAGCUAGAGGGCCGUGUUGGCCGUGUUAUCGCGGCCAAAAGUGGAAAAACACGGCUAGAUAAAAUGAAAGCGGCUUCAUUAUUUAUAUAAGGCCGUGUAGGUUCAUAAAAUAAGGUGUUGCUACAGUACUUACAACAGACAGAAUUUCUUCCAAUUUACGUCGUAAGAAAAUUUGUAAAAUCUACUGUUGUUGUUGAAAUUGGCAAAAGCGAUCCAGUUUUAUUGUCUUGAUGGAUAAUAGGAACUGUAUGGUGUUAAAAUGGUUUUAAAUACCCCCAAGAGUUCCUGAAAUAAUUUAAUACUUUAAUGUCAGUGCGCAAUAUGAGCGUAUGCUCGCCUUGUAUUUGGUUGCAAAGCAUACAUGCAGUCGAACAACCACAGGCAUUGUCUGUUGUUGGCGAGCAUAACUAGAACUGUGAGAUUGGCUAUUCAAGGUAAGUGACAUGUGCACGCCCUGGUCAUUAGAAACACGCCCAAGAUCUAAAAUCCUAGCUAAGACCCUGGCACUAUUCACUUUGUAUCAUAUCUUGCUAUCACUAGCACAUUAUUAAUCUACCCGUCGAAGACUGCAGACUGGCAGUCGAAAGCUUGUAACAAAUAAAUCUUUUUAACCAGAGAACGUUUACACAAUUUAUUGUGAUAUUACUCCUUUCCCUGUUGGAGGAAACCGGAGCACCCUGAGAAAACCCACGACUUUCGGCAGAGCGUUGACAGACUCUUUUCACAUCAGUCCAUAGCGAGAAUUGAACCAGGUGAAAGGCGCUCGCUCUUACGACCCCAAUUACAACCCUAUCCUUCUGUCGCUAUAGGUCCUCUCCAAGUCAGCCGUGGCCAGGUUACAUUUGAUUCCGAAGGCAACGACAUCCCAAGAAGUAUUUAUUUCAGUCGUAAACCUCACGUACCAAGCUCCGCUUCUGGUAUAACUAUUGGCAGAGGUUAUGAUCUCAAAGAAAGAAAACAAUCUGGAGUAUACAGGGAGUUAUUGCGCGUUGGAAUACCUGCAAACAUUGCGCAAAAAUUCUCGAGAGGAGUUGGUUUGAAGGGACGGACAGCAAAAAAUUACUUAAAGGUGAAAUUUUCAGUUUCUAUCACGAAAUAUAGUAACGAGUGAUUAAAUUAACUUCUUAGUGUCACCUGCCGAGCGAUGUUAUUUUAUGUCGUAGAAACAAUGAUAACGGUAACGAUGUUAAAAUCACUCACACAAGCAAUUUCUUUCACAAUCGGACGAUAACAAUAAAUUGUUUGACCAAUCAGCACGUGUUUACAAGUUAUCGUAUCGUUAUCGUUGUGUAGUAAGUGUGAUCAGGCCUUAUGACAAUAGUAUAAUAGCAGCCUAGUCCCAGGCUCUCGCGCUGAACGCUGCUCUAAGUGUUUUAUAAGUUUUAUGCCUGGGUGUGCUGUGCCGAGCGCUUCAUACCACAUCCGCGUAUCCGCGUUUGCUUCAGAACGACUGGGACUAGGCUGGUAUAAUAGGACAUUAUUUAUCGUGUUUAGAGACCAAAAUUCAAAUUAUUUUAAUAAAUUUAUCCAACUGACAGAUUCAGUGUUAAUUAGGCCGACAUUUAAUAUAUAAUGAGCCGUAUUGUUAUUGAGCCGUACAAUUUCGCCACACCUUUUGCCCAGAUGCGAAAAUUUGAAAGUUUCAGCAUACCUUAUAAAGCACGGUUUGUGGCUAUAAAGUACGCCUAUUUUCGGCAUGGGCGUACCGGAAGGGAAAAAUUAAGGGGGCGGAAAGAAAUUUGCCCGACUUUUUCGGAUUGUGCCCGACCAGUGCCGAAAAAAUUUUUUCCGGAACAAAUUAAUUUUGGCGACCUCCCCCCCGUCGCCAAAAAAAUUUCGGUCAGUGUACCAUUUUAGGGGUCCAAAAAAUUUUCCGACAUACCAAAAUUUUUCGGAACAUCAUACAAAUUUUCCAGACAUCACAAAAUUGACCACAAAAUUGACAGAAUUUCCCACAAAAUUAACAGAAUUUGUCCCAUUUAUUUUUAUAAUAAGCCGCCAAUAUUGCCCGACUGUGGAGCGAAUAUUGCCCGACUGGCUUUGUUUGCCCAACAAACUGGGUGGGGGGUGGGGGGGGGGCUGCCGCCCCCACCCCGACCCCCCGCCCGGUACGCCCAUGGUUUUCGGCAUACCUUUUAGCCAUGGUCUGUGGCUAUAAAGUACGCCUGUUUUCGGCAUACCUUUUAGCCACGGCAUACAUACCUUGUAGCCACCCAUUUUUCAGCAUUUGGCCACAUAAAAAUGCAGUAUGCUGUGGUGUCAUGGGCGGUAGCUCAGCUAUAUCCGGAGUAGCCCGCGUGCAGGCCCACCGAGGGAAGAAUAGUGGGCCUGCGCGCGGGCUAUAUCCAGACGUGUGAACUACAGCGUUCUAUAGCAAGCGUACUGUUCUGUAUCGUAUAGUGUUCGGUUACUUUAAAGAACUAUAGUAAACUAUAGCGUAUAGUUUCAUUUUUUAUCCCAGUUACAAUGUCUUUUCCUCAUGGCCACCUCUGCUUUCACUUUUUAGAAAAACAACCUUCAAACCUACACCAUAACGCACAAUCAACAAAAGAAACUAUUUUACAUCGCUUACGAUGCGAUAGCUGCUGACGCGAGACGCCUAGCAACCAAACCUGACGUGCAGAGAGCGUACGGUAAAACAAACUGGGCCCGACUGAACAGCGCAAUAAAAGAUGUGGUCGUCGAUUUACGGUAUCGAGGCGAUUACACCCCAACAACCAGACGAAAAAUCCAACGUGCGAUAGCUGCAAAUAAUUUGAAAUCGUUCACACAACUCAUGAGUGAUCAAAAUUACUGGUUGAAGCAGAUUAAAGUGCCAAGAGAUCGAUUCUUGCGCAGGAAGAAUGCUCUGGUCAAAGCGGGAUAAAGACACAAUGAAUUAUUGUCGUGACGUUUAGAAAGUGACUCAUUUUAUUGGUUUUUGAAAAUGUAGACUGUUUCAUGUCUGAAGCAAGUUCAAGCAACGUUUAAUGCCUUAAUCCUAAAUUUAAUAAUGUAUAUGCUUUUUUAAGAAUACAUUGUUUGGUGGUCUUCCGU